Molecule: messenger RNA, 2328 nt
Organism: Dama dama (fallow deer)
Lineage: Eukaryota; Metazoa; Chordata; Mammalia; Artiodactyla; Cervidae
Gene: CCNDBP1
Product: cyclin D1 binding protein 1
Exons: 11
Coding region: 34-1113 (359 amino acids)
Biological process (GO): regulation of cell cycle
Cellular component (GO): nucleus
Source: RefSeq, a predicted model, not a curated record
GCUUACUCUGCUGGCUCCUAACGCGGUGCUGAGAUGGAGAGCGCAGCUGUAACUGCAGCCCCAGACCCCACCCUGGAUCCGCCUCUGGAGCAGCUUCGGCACCUAGCCGGGGAGCUGCGGGAGCUGCUUCCCGGAGUGCGGGUCGGCGAAGCCCAGGAAACCACCAAGGAGUUUGAUCGGGAGGCCUUUUGGAGAAGACUCAAUGAGGCAGCUGUGACAGUGUCAAGGGAAGCCACGACUCUGACCGUAGCCUUCUCUCGACUUCCACUGCCAUCUCCACAGGAAACCCAGAGGUUCUGUGAACAAGUGCAUGCUGCCAUCAAGGCAAUUAUUGCAGUGUACUCUUUGUUUCCCAAGGAUCAGGGCAUCACCCUGCGAAAGCUGGUGCGGAGCGCCACUCUGGACAUCGUGGAUGACAUGGCUCAGCUUGUGGAAGCACUUUACAUCAAUCCAGCCCAGAGCAGCCCUGAGAACCUGAUUUCCUACAACAGUGUCUGGGAUGCGUGCCAACGUGUACCUCAGAUCCCAAAAGAUAACAAAGCUGCAGCCCUUUCAGUGCUGACAAAGAGUGUGGAUCUUGUGAAGGAUGCACAUGAGGAGAUGGAGCAGGCUGUGGAAGAAUGUGACCCUUACUGUGGCCUCUUGAAUGACAUUGAGGAGGACAGCUCUGACAACCAUGUUGGUGAGGAGGAUAUAUUGGGAUGUCCAAACAAUCGGGAUUCAUAUUGGUCAGAGGAAGACCAGGAGCUCAUAAUCCCAUGCCUUGCACUGGCGAGAGCAUCCAAAGCCUGCCUGAAGAAAAUCCGGCUCUCAGUGGCAGAGAACGGAAAGAAGGAUCAGGUGGCCCAGCUGGAUGACAUUGUGGACAUUUCUGAUGAGAUCAGCCCUAGUGUGGAUGAUUUGGCUCUGAGCAUAUACCCACCUGUGUGCCCUCUGACUGUGCGAAUCAGCUCUGCAAAACUUGUAUCUGUUUUAAAGAAGGCACUUGAAAUAACAAAAGCAAGUCAUGUGACCCCACAGCCAGAAGAUAGUUGGAUUCCUUUACUUAUUAAUGCUGUUGAUCAUUGCAUGAAUAGAAUCAAAGAACUCACUCAGAAUGAAGUUGAAUCAUGAAUUUUCAGACUCAUUUGAACUCUUUUUCUUAUUGUCAUAGCUGAGCUCUGAUGUCUGCUUUUAGAAUGGAGCUGGGAUGCUUUCUGGAUUGGGAGUUCCUGUCUAUACUUAUUAAGAGACACAAUUACCAAAGUUUGGUGAUUAGGCCAAACUGGCAAUUAUUUAUAAACCAUAUGAGUAUGAUAUAUUUUUCUGUGCUAGAUGCAAAAGGCAAUUACAUGAGUUUUUGUUAUUCAGUUGCCUCUCAGAGAUCCCUGGGGAAGCUGCCUUAUUCCCUAUUCAAUAAAAUGUGUCAUUGUCAAAGAUAUAUUUUAGCAUGUUACUAAAUAUAUAGUAGUAACUAUAUUCAACUAUAGUUGAAUAUAGUUCUUCUUACCAGCAAGUUCUUUUGAAUGUUAUUCCAGUUUGUUCCAUUACUCUAUUGGUAUUGAAGGGCUUCCUCAAUGGCUCAGCAGUGAAGAAUCUGCCUGCAAUGCAGGAGACAAGGUUCAGUCCCUGGGUUGGGAAGAUCUACUGGAGAAGGAAAUGGCAACCCACUCCAAUAUUCUUGCCUGAAAAAUCCCGUGGACAGAGGAGCCUCACAACUGAGCACACACGAGAGAGUUCUGUUGGUAUUGAGCUUGUGAAAAUUUUUAAGUGUGUUAGUUGCUCAGUCACGUCUGACUCUUUGCAACCCCGUAGACUAUAGCCUGCCAGGCUCCUCUGUCUUAGCGAUUUUCUAGGCAAGAGUACUGGAGUGGUUUGCCAUUUCCUUUUCCAGGGGAUCUUCCCAACCCAGAGAUCAAACCUGAGUCUCUUAUUUCUCCUGCAUUGCCAGGGAGUUUCUUUACUAGUGCCACCUGGGAAGCUGGAAAAUUAAUAAAGUGAAACCUUAUUUAAAAUGGAGUUGAGAGGCCAGAAGGAGGAGCUCUCACACAGUGUUACUCUAGGUAAAUAACAGGAAGGAUUGUCAAUUAUAGAUAGGAAUGUACACCUAUAGAUAGGUGUACAUUUUAUCUCCUACAGGAAAUAGACCCUAGCUACUAAGCUAAUGAGAGCCCCUCACCCUGAACUCUCGCUUUCCUCCAUGAAAUUUUGUUCAAAACAACUGCUCCCAACUUCCUCCUUUUCCCUCCUUUGUUUGUGGAACUUGGCUGUGGCUUUUACUGUAGCUGGUUUGACCUUAAUUGCAGUUGUUUGUUGUUCCCAAAUAAACCUGUUUUGCUGGUAAAAUAA